CUCUGAGAUAAAACCUUAACUGUCUUACUGGUUUCUCACAUUAUCUUUACUUGUAAUAGCUUUUUACGUAUAGAAACCAGCAAUGGCUCCGGCGAGUACUUGGAUUUCCUUCUCUCUACCUUCGUAUGAGAUGUUAUCGACUCCUAAGCUCAUGCCCUUCGAGACCUCCGGUGACUCUUCUCAGAAUCACUACUUCUUUGAUGCCUUCGAUGCAAAUGAGUGGCCAAAUCUAAAGGCUCCUUACGCAGAAGAGAAUAAGGAUGUGAAAGAAAUCAAGGUACCUACUAGUAUCAAUGGCUGCUUCCCUGUUCCUGCGAACUUCAACCAUCAAAUCCAACAUCACACAGUUCCAAAGCUCGAAGACUUCCUUGGCGGGCAUGGCCACUCGUCUUCACUCGUUCAGUACUCCGAAAGCCAGACGGAGACAAAGGAAUCAUCACUGAGUAAUUUCUACAAACAGGGUUUGGGUAUCUUGGGUGACCAGGAACCCCUAAAGAACUUCGCUCCUGUACCAACCAGGUUUCAAGCCUUCUCUGCUUCUAACUCCGGAGGAUCCGAGAUAGUCGAGGAUUCCGUCUCAGCGAAUGGAACUAGCCGGUUCACAUGCGGCGAUUUAUUCUUCUCUGAAAGCCCCCAGGCUUUGUCGUUGGCAGUUAGCCAGAGCUCAGUCUCCGAGAAAGCAGUCGUUCCGACCGAAUCAGAAUCGUUGAAGAAGAUGACUGAUACGUUUGGGCAGAGGACUUCCGUUUACAGAGGCGUCACGAAACACAGGUGGACGGGAAGAUAUGAAGCGCAUCUCUGGGAUAACAGCUGUAAAAGAGAAGGGCAAACCAGGAAAGGUCGUCAAGUGUACUUGGGUGGGUAUGAUAGGGAGGAGAAAGCAGCUAGGGCUUAUGAUCUUGCUGCCCUGAAGUAUUGGGGUCUAACUGCCACUACCAAUCUCCCUGUUUCAAACUAUUCCAAAGAAUUGGAAGAGAUGAAGAACAUGACUAGACAAGAGUUCAUUGCAUCCCUCAGAAGAAAAAGCAGUGGUUUCUCAAGGGGGGCUUCCAUUUACAGAGGUGUUACAAGGCAUCAUCAACAGGGCAGAUGGCAAGCCAGGAUAGGCCGUGUAGCUGGCAACAAAGAUCUCUACCUGGGUACCUUUGGAACAGAAGAGGAAGCAGCAGAGGCAUAUGACAUAGCAGCCAUAAAGUUCAGGGGAGUGAAUGCGGUGACCAACUUUGAGAUGAACAGAUACGACGUAGAUGCCAUCGCUAACAGCGCUCUCCCUAUUGGUGGUGCAGCCAAACGCCUUAAGCUCUCCCUCGAUGCUUCAGCCUCACAUGAGGAAACCAUCUUCGAGAUUGACCAUUGUAGUAGAGAUAGAGACAAAGAUAGCGAUAGAGAUGGAGAACCCCAACCUCUUCAGUGCUGUGGCAGUUCCACCAGUAGCAACAGCAGCUGUGUCCACAAUCCUGUCACCUGUGGACUCCCUUUUGAUACCCCAUCCCCUGCGCAGCACUACCACCAACUUCAGUCUAACAAUGGCACCUUUUCUGACUUCUUUCCUAACUUCUUCGCUCCUGCCACGGCCAUGUUGCUGCCAGCGGCGGCGGCAUCAGAGUUCUGUGGCCGGAGUUUCUUGUAUGGACUCACCCCUCCAAUCAAUAUCAGCAGCAACGUAGAGCACAUUGGGCCAUUGAGCAGCAGUAGCCGUACUAAUGGUGACUACCACUAGCAAUGGAUGGAAUGUGGCAUCCACCAGCUGACACAAUCUGUUUUGAUCAACUGGA
Telopea speciosissima is the source of this 1775-nucleotide messenger RNA. Its product is annotated as AP2-like ethylene-responsive transcription factor AIL7. The transcript has 9 exons. The coding region runs from base 83 to 1720 and encodes 545 amino acids. Gene Ontology annotation, biological process: regulation of DNA-templated transcription. Gene Ontology annotation, molecular function: DNA binding; DNA-binding transcription factor activity. The record is from RefSeq and is a predicted model, not a curated record. Lineage: Eukaryota; Viridiplantae; Streptophyta; Magnoliopsida; Proteales; Proteaceae.